Messenger RNA from Perca flavescens (yellow perch), 656 nucleotides. Its product is annotated as allograft inflammatory factor 1-like. The transcript has 6 exons. Gene Ontology annotation, cellular component: ruffle membrane; actin filament. Gene Ontology annotation, molecular function: calcium ion binding; actin filament binding. The record is from RefSeq and is a predicted model, not a curated record. Bases 95 to 535 code for a protein of 146 amino acids. NCBI's taxonomy places the organism in Eukaryota, Metazoa, Chordata, Actinopteri, Perciformes, Percidae. Gene Ontology annotation, biological process: ruffle assembly; actin filament bundle assembly.
GUAACUCUACUUCCUCUAGUGGCUCGAUUAGAGAAAUCGCAAAAUAGCUUUUCACACUUUCAGUGUUCACAGGCUCUCAGCACUGUACACAGAAAUGGACAACAAUGCUCAAGGAGGUAAAGCUUAUGGUCUUCUCAAGUCUCAACAGGAAGAACAACUGAACUCUAUCAAUGAGGCUUUUCUCUCAGAUCCCCAGUAUGCAGAAGAGGAAGACCUUAGCUCAAAGCUUGAAAUGUUUAAAAAGAAGUACAUGGAGUUUGAUCUUAACGACAAAGGAGAAAUAGAUUUAAUGGGGUUAAAACGAAUGCUGGAAAAACUUGGAUUGGCCAAGACUCACUUAGAGCUGAAAAAGAUGAUGUCAGAGGUUGUUGGGGGGACAUCGAAAGACACCAUCAGCUACAACGACUUCCUGAACAUGAUGCUGGGAAAAAGAAAUGCAAUUCUAAAACUGAUAUUGAUGUUUGAAGGCAUGGGAAAGGAGCAGGACAAAGAUGUUGCACCACCUCCUCGCAAAACCUUUUCAGACCUGCCCUAAAGAAGCUCUCCAUUCCAACAGGAAAUUAUUGAAACAUCACUUAAUGCUUUAAAAUGAAUGUCAAUAGGAAGACAAAAUAUCAAACUUAUGGUUUUUGUGAAAUAAAAGAAUCUACAUAAGA